Molecule: messenger RNA, 265 nt
Organism: Racocetra fulgida
Lineage: Eukaryota; Fungi; Glomeromycota; Glomeromycetes; Diversisporales; Gigasporaceae
Source: the annotation of a GenBank genome assembly
AUUGCAACAACAUCAUUCCAAUGUACACGUACUUUGAUAUUACUUUCUGCUAAAAAAGAAACCAAUAUUGAUACUACAAAAUCGAUUCAAAUGAGCCAUAUUUUCAUAAAAACUCUUAUUCCGGAAGCAGCGGCUUUUUUGCAAAAAAUCAAAGAGACUUGUGGAGUUGAAUGUACAUCUCAAGAAAAUUCUUACAAAUUAGAUGUUGUUGAAGAAUCAAUAAAAACUUUAUUGACUACAAAUGCAGUAGCACAAGAUUCACACA